Messenger RNA from Anguilla anguilla (European eel), 2154 nucleotides. It is a transcript of the gene hsf2, whose product is annotated as heat shock transcription factor 2. Gene Ontology annotation, molecular function: sequence-specific DNA binding; DNA-binding transcription factor activity. The coding region runs from base 86 to 1615 and encodes 509 amino acids. Gene Ontology annotation, biological process: regulation of DNA-templated transcription. The transcript is spliced from 12 exons. The record is from RefSeq and is a predicted model, not a curated record. NCBI's taxonomy places the organism in Eukaryota, Metazoa, Chordata, Actinopteri, Anguilliformes, Anguillidae.
UACGUCAUUAUUUUCUUGUGGCCUUGUUUGUUCUCAGAGAAAGGACCGCCAUACAUUUGGCCUAAAACAUUUUCUUUAUGCCAAAAUGAAACAGAACUCCAAUGUCCCCGCGUUCCUUACCAAGCUUUGGACUCUAGUGGAGGAUACUGAUACAAAUGAAUUCAUCUGUUGGAGCCAGGAGGGCAACAGUUUCCUGGUGUUGGAUGAACAGCGUUUUGCCAAGGAGAUACUCCCCAAGUUUUUUAAGCACAACAACAUGGCCAGCUUUGUCAGACAGCUCAACAUGUAUGGAUUCCGCAAAGUUAUGCACAUCGACACGGGCAUUGUGAAGCAGGAACGUGAUGGACCAGUGGAAUUCCAGCAUCCUUUCUUCAAGCACGGACAGGAUGACUUGCUGGAAAACAUCAAGAGAAAGGUGUCGUCAGCAAGGCCUGAGGACACAAAGGUUCGGCAAGAAGACCUGUCAAAGAUUCUGCUCAGCGUGCAGAAUAUUGAGGGUAAACAGGACAGUUUGGAUUCCAGACUUGCCACGCUAAAUAGAGAGAACGAGGCUCUGUGGAGAGAGGUGGCAGACCUGAGGCAAAAGCAUGCCAGUCAACAGCAAGUCGUAAAGAAGCUCGUACAAUUCAUCAUUACACUCGUUCAAAACAACCGUGUUUUGAGUUUGAAACGCAAAAGGCCUCUCCUGAUGAACAGCAGCGGGAAGAAGCCCAAAUUCAUCCAUCCCAUUUUUGAUGAACCUGUGGAGCACAACAAAGGAUCCGUCAGCAGCCUCAGCGGUUUGAAGAACAGUUCUGAAAUCUCUGACGACGUCAUCAUCUGCGACGUAACCGACGAGGAUACGGAGAUCGUGGACGACACCUCCAGAGCUUUGGAUCAGACGGAUGUGGAAAUUGUGGAGGUGAACUGUGGGGACGACGCAGCAGUGGAGGGCAGGGAAUUGCAGGGCGUACUCAGGACAGAGUUCGAGGAACCCCCCAGAAGCCCCACAGAUAUCCCCCUGACCAGCAGCGCCCUGCAGGUCAACAAGUCCCCCGGGCUGAGCCUGGAGGACCCCCUCAAAAUGAUGGACUCCAUCCUCAGUGAGAACGGGGCCAUCUCGCAGAACAUCAACCUUCUGGGAAAGGUUGAGCUGAUGGACUAUCUGGACAGUAUUGACUGCAGUUUGGAAGACUUUCAGGCCAUGCUAUAUGGGAAACAGUUUGUUGACUCGGACAUUUUAGAGGAGACUGACAGCUCAAAAGAAAAUGCUGCUCAGUCAACCAAAGGGAUCAAGUCUGAUGCCACUAACACAGACAAGCAGCUGAUCCAGUACACUACCUGCCCCCUGCUGGCCUUCCUGGACGGCUGCACCCCGCUGGCCCCCGAGUCGGAGCCCUCGGGCGGCGAGCUGGGCGAAGCGCUCCUGGCGCCCGGCCUGGAGACGGAGGAGUCGUCUUGCGGGGCCCUGGUCCACCUGGAGAGCCUGGCGCAGGAGGAGGAGCCUCCGGUGCGGAGCUCGCUCAUUCGCCUGGAGCCCCUGACUGAGGCAGAGGCCAGCGAGGCCACCCUCUUUUACCUGUGCGAACUCAACCCGGAGGUGCCCCCCGCCGACACCUCCGAGCUGGAGGUCUGAGGGGAGGGAGGGCGACGGUAGUGGGGGGGGGUGUGGGAGGAAAGGAACGAACAAAAACCUUUGUAUAUAUUCAUCAAAAUGAUGAUCUAUUUAUUUGCCAGUAUCUUUUGGUACAUUUCUGUCCCAGAGUUCAGAACUACGACAUUCCUCAUCGUUCAAGCCGACGUCGCAUCGCAAACCUUGUCCGCAGAGCGCCCGAGAUUCUGUCGCCCUGAGCCGACCGAGGGCCCGCGAUUGGUGCUGCCAGUUCUCGUCACGGAAUUUUCCUGAAGGAUUUCCUGUCUUAUUCGGUUGAAAGAAACAGUUUUAUAAGCUCAGUGUGCGAAGGGUUACAACCGUCUUUACUGUAUAAAGAUAUAGAAGUGCCUGUAUCUUAUGGUCAUUGUAAAACUUCAGUGUUCCGAAUUUCAAGUAGUCCAGCUUGUAGCACUAGAUCAAGAAACGCUUGGAAAAUUCUCAUGUGAUUUGCUUAUCUUGUUGGCUUAUUUUUCUCCAUAUUUUCAAGCUUGGCAAUAAAUAAAGAGUUAGCCUCUUAUUCA